ACGUCAAACGUACAGUUUCGUACACCGACCAUCCGUGCACCAGCAACUACUCACGCUGAAAACUGUAACGAAAGCAGCAGGACCUCAAAAAGCAGCGAGGAAGAUUCGGCGUAUGCCGGCUUCGGUAGCACCAGUCCGGCGUCGUCAACUCAAAGCUCUAUGAGCUUGCAAUCAAGCUCGUCAAAGGGAUCACACGAGGUCGAUUGUCAACCCGAGCCCGUGAUUGAAGAAAAGGCCUCCACUCCAGAGCUGCUGAUGAAACGACGUGGGAGCGACAGCCAGGACAAGCCGACUUUGGCGGUGAAAGGCGUGUCUUCUCGUCUUCCACCGACGGCCGAAAAAAUGGAGCCGGAAAUGGAAGCAGAGACGCCGAAGUCAGAUCUGCCGGAAGUCAAGAAGGCUGCAGCACUACCAAGUCCGACUGUGGGUGUCGUGAGUCCGAUGCUUAGUCAGAGACGGGCAGACAAUCCAGGUUAG
Messenger RNA from Cooperia oncophora, 477 nucleotides. The record is from the annotation of a GenBank genome assembly. Lineage: Eukaryota; Metazoa; Nematoda; Chromadorea; Rhabditida; Trichostrongylidae.